AUGUCCUUUUCAAGUCUAUCGCUACGAUGGCGCACUUCGAAAUGGAAGAAUCAAGAUAGGUAUCCAACGUUGACGCCUUUUGAUCAUGUUGAUCCUGGAUUACAUUCGUUGUCGCACCCGAAUCCUCGGUCUUUUCUCAACGGUGCCACGUCCAUUACAGAAAUAACUCCGCACCUUGGCACUGAAGUUGUGGUAAUCAACAUAACGGAGGCAAAUGCUGACGGGUGGGACCAGCUGGCUUUCGAGAUUUGUACGUCGCUUGCAGAGAAUUGUUCGUUUUCAGGGAUCGGGAAGGCUUCAUUGACCGAGACCCAUAGUUUUGUAGAGAGUGCGGGAGCCUGGACUUUGGAAGGUGAGCGUGUCGAACCCAGUCGGCAACCAUUGGCUUACGCCUACUUACAGGCUCCACAUCCAUCUUACAUCUGCCCAUCCCUAAAACUACCCAGAGAUCCGUUUGGUAUUCAUUGGCAUUCCGACGUCUCACACGAACUUCCAUGGCCACCUCCUGGCCUCACCACGGUCUUCCUUCUUUCCCAGCCUCAAACUGGUGGUGAUACGUUGUUUACUUCCCAGGUAUUCCCCUUGAAGGAACUGUCUCCUCAAUUUAUGGCCUUCUUGCGAACACUGAAAGCUGUUCAUUCUGGCGUCGAGCAAGCUAAUUUCUCCCACCCUGGACAUCGUGGGGUAGGUGUAUAG
Laccaria bicolor S238N-H82 is the source of this 696-nucleotide messenger RNA. RefSeq lists its product as uncharacterized. NCBI's taxonomy places the organism in Eukaryota, Fungi, Basidiomycota, Agaricomycetes, Agaricales, Hydnangiaceae. Gene Ontology annotation, molecular function: 2-oxoglutarate-dependent dioxygenase activity. The transcript is spliced from 4 exons. Bases 1 to 696 code for a protein of 231 amino acids. Gene Ontology annotation, cellular component: cytoplasm. The record is from RefSeq and is a predicted model, not a curated record.